Messenger RNA from Drepanopeziza brunnea f. sp. 'multigermtubi' MB_m1, 1698 nucleotides. RefSeq lists its product as uncharacterized. The record is from RefSeq and is a predicted model, not a curated record. Gene Ontology annotation, cellular component: nucleus. Gene Ontology annotation, molecular function: acyltransferase activity, transferring groups other than amino-acyl groups. NCBI's taxonomy places the organism in Eukaryota, Fungi, Ascomycota, Leotiomycetes, Helotiales, Drepanopezizaceae.
AUGCCGGCCAUGCUCGAUGACCCCUUGGCCCCGACCAUCUACCGUUCCUCGGGGGAUCCGCCCUUCCCUUCGGUUCAUGAUCACGACCCUUCAACUCAUCCCCUCCUCCCCCUGGACGUCUACCCGCGACAGGUCACCCUGCGCGACCGCAUCACCACGGCCACCAUCGUGCCCUUCUCUUCCCAGCAUCAGGUUCCCCCCUCCCUUCUCGCCUACCUGUGCGACCAGUUGAACCGGGAAAUCGAACGUGGAGAUAGCUAUCCCAUGAUUGAUACCAUGACGACGGAUGCGUUUGCCGCCUACUGGUACCAGAACUUUGCCGCCGUGAUGCUGCUGGGCAGCAUCGAGAGCGCCGACGAGCUGAUCGACGCCACCGACUGGGACUCGCAGUGUCUGGGCAGCUAUUACAUCAAGCCCAACUACCCGGGCCGCAGUAGCCACAUUUGCAAUGCCGGCUUCCUCGUCUCCCAUGCGGCGAAGAACAAGGGCGUGGGCCGUCUGCUCGGCGAGAGCUACCUGGACUGGGCACCCAAGCUCGGAUACACCUACUCGGUCUUCAAUCUCGUGUUCGAGACCAACGUGGCCUCGUGUCGCAUCUGGGAUGCUCUGGGCUUCAAGCGCAUCGGCCGAGUCAAGGGCGCCGGCAAUCUGAAGAGCUACCCGGGUCAGUAUAUCGACGCCAUCAUCUACGGCCGUGACCUCGGCCCCGACGGCGAAGACUUCGUUAGCGAAGAACGCUUCGACAAGAUCAAAUUCUACCUCAAGUACGGCAAGUAUCCCGCCGGCGCCGACCGGGCCGAGAAGAGCCGUCUCCGAAGCGCCGCCACCCACUACAAGCUCGUGCCCGAGUCCGACAAGCUGAUGCUCAAGGACAAAGAGGUCAUCGCGGAUCCCCAGCGGCAGUACGUGAUCGCCCGCGACGUGCAUAUGGUCCACCACGGCGGGAUCAACAAGACCACGGCUACCAUCGCCGAAAAGUACCACUGGGUGCGCAUCAAAGAGACCGUCUCUCUCGUCAUCCGCAACUGCAGCUCCUGUAAGGAACUCGGGAAAGCCCCUGUCGUCCGCGCCGACGGCGUGAUCAGACCUGCGCCGCGCCUGGCCCCCUCACCGCCCGGGCAAGGCGCCGUCAGCGCGGCCGGCCGGGUGCUGAGCCUGCCGCACCCGGACCACAGCUCGCAUGUCUCGGAGCACGGGCCGGCUGGCUUCGAACAUGCGGGGCAGGGCUCCGUCUCUCCGCAAGUCCUGAAUCGGAGCCUGCCGGGUCGAGAUGCGGACCAGAUGGGAGCAAUGCAGCAGCACCCGCCCGCGCCGAUAGCGCCGAUAGCGCGCAUGCAGAACGACUACCUGCCGCUGGAUCCGCAGAUGAUGGACGAUGCUCUCGUGCGCCACCAGCUGGGCAGCUACAGCUCAGAUCCUCACACCCACGCCAUGAGCAACCAUCACUACGGCGAGCACGACCCGCACGAUCCCGACUCCUUCCAUGCCAUGCUGACGAAUAGUGGCCACGGGGGGAGGGAUGGAGCUGGUCACGACGAGGGCGGGAGCGAGGAUCUGGAUAUGCUGAUUGAUCCCGAGGAGGAAGGAGAUGGGGACGGGGAGGAGGAAGGCCAGAGGAUGGGGAAGGCCAUGAUGCAGGCGCAGGCUGGAGCGGCCGCGAGGGCUGCUGCCGAGGAGGCAUUGAAGACGGUGGGUUGA